Diversispora eburnea is the source of this 648-nucleotide messenger RNA. The record is from the annotation of a GenBank genome assembly. NCBI's taxonomy places the organism in Eukaryota, Fungi, Glomeromycota, Glomeromycetes, Diversisporales, Diversisporaceae.
AUGUUUUCCAUUCCUUCUAAACUUUUUACAAGUAUAUUUGGUAAUAAUAAUUAUCAAGAUGUCGUCGAGAAUUCUGAGAAUGAAGAAAAUGAAACUUUUGACAAUAAUAUUGAAUCCUCUACACAGGUUUCAUUAGUCUCAACAAUAUCUUCAACCCCGACUAAUAAACAAGUGAAUAACCAAAUCGAUUUUUCUGUUCCCGUAAUUCCUAUACCAAAAUUAAAAUUAUUAGAUCAAACUGAUUCUCCUUCAGAAUUUCCACUUAUCGAUAGUCCACAACGUAUAAAAUCAACUUAUAAAAAACCAACUCCCCUUGAAAAAGCCAAUAAAUUACGACGGAAAGUUAUUUUGGAACCUGGACAUUCACCUUUAGAUUGGGCAAGAUUAAAAAACAGUGGGAUUGAUCUGAGUGGUGUUUCAGAAAUACGGAAAUAUACACUUGAAGAAUUAAAUCAACAUAAAAAAAGAGAUAAUGCUUGGACUGCAAUUAAUGGCAAAAUUUAUAAUAUGACACCAUAUCUCAAGUUUCACCCUGGUGAAAAAGAAUUAAUGCGAGUAGCAGGUCGAGACGGAACUAAAUUAUUUAAAAAUGAAAAAUCGAAUGUUCAUGCGAAACAUAACGUAUGGAAACUUGUUACUGCUGAUUGA